Molecule: messenger RNA, 365 nt
Organism: Protopolystoma xenopodis
Lineage: Eukaryota; Metazoa; Platyhelminthes; Monogenea; Polystomatidea; Polystomatidae
Source: the annotation of a GenBank genome assembly
CCAUGGCUACAGAUGACGACAGAGUUGAUUGCUUUCUGCUUUCAUUAACAGGACAAAUUGAAAAAGCCAAGUUUCCUUCUUAUGAUUAUAUUUGGUGUAAAUAUUGCUUUUCGCAUGGAUUGGACUGGGUCAUUGUGGCUGGCAUGGACGAAGGCAUCACACAAACGACCUUAAAAAGUUCUGACUCAAAUCAAGAGCAUGUGUUUAAUUUUCCAAUCGAUAUAACGUGGAAGUCUUCAAAUCCUUUUGGAUGGCCACAGUUGAUCAUUCAUGCAUAUGGGUUAGACAUUUUUGGAAAAGAUGUUAUACGGGGUUAUGGAGCAGUACAUGUUCCUGUUCAGCCAGGGAAGCAGAUACCAAAAUGA